Nymphaea colorata (pocket water lily) is the source of this 501-nucleotide messenger RNA. RefSeq lists its product as uncharacterized. The record is from RefSeq and is a predicted model, not a curated record. Bases 1 to 501 code for a protein of 166 amino acids. The transcript is spliced from 2 exons. Lineage: Eukaryota; Viridiplantae; Streptophyta; Magnoliopsida; Nymphaeales; Nymphaeaceae.
AUGAGCCACGUCCCCGACUCCGUUGUCAAAACUCUCCCCAAAAAGCCCCUCAACGCCUACUUCAAGUUCAGAGGGGAACGCCUCACCCACUACAAGGACGACGAGGACCGCGUUAAAAAGGUCAAGGACGAGUGGGACACCAUGGACGCCAAGGAGCGCGCCAAACUCGAAGCUGAGUACAAGGAGAGUCUCGAGGACUAUAAGAAGGAAAUGGAGCUCUGGAAGGCGAAGCACGGAGUGAGCGACGAGGAUCUGAAGGCAAUCAAGGGGAAGGACAAGGAGAACAAGAAGGCGGAGAAGUCCAAAGGCAGCAAAAGAGGCCCCACCUACAAGCAGGAUUUGGAGGCCGGCUACAACAAGGAGCUCGAGGCCUGGAAGGCUAGCGUCAAGAAGUGGCUGGAGGAGAACAAGUACGAGCUGUCCAUCGACCAGUUCCUCGCCCUCUACAAGAAGGACGCCAAGGCCAAGAAGAACAAGAAGUACGAGUCCGAAGACGACUGA